Messenger RNA from Ceutorhynchus assimilis (cabbage seed weevil), 549 nucleotides. NCBI's taxonomy places the organism in Eukaryota, Metazoa, Arthropoda, Insecta, Coleoptera, Curculionidae. The record is from the annotation of a GenBank genome assembly.
AUGCUCGUUUUGGUUUUGGGCGACUUACACAUUCCGCAUAGAUGUAGUAGUCUGCCAGCGAAAUUCAAAAAACUCCUGGUACCAGGCCGGAUACAACACAUUUUGUGUACUGGCAACUUGUGUACAAAAGAAUCCUACGACUAUUUGAAAACGUUGGCGGUGGAUGUUCACGUUGUAAGGGGCGAUUUCGAUGAUAAUUUAAACUAUCCAGAACAGAAAGUUGUUACUGUGGGGCAAUUUCGUAUUGGCUUGUCACACGGACAUCAAGUCGUACCUUGGGGUGAUCCAGAAGCAUUGGCCCUUAUUCAAAGGCAACUAGAUGUAGACAUUUUGAUAUCAGGCCACACACAUAAGUUUGAGGCUUACGAGCAUGAAAAUAAAUUUUAUAUCAAUCCUGGCAGUGCUACAGGAAGUUAUAAUGCAUUAGAUUCGACCAUAACACCAUCUUUUGUUUUAAUGGAUAUCCAAAAUACCACCGUGGUUACGUAUGUAUACCAACUUGUUGGAGAUGACGUCAAAGUCGAAAGAAUAGAGUAUAAAAAGAAUUAA